AUGAACUCGCUCCGGUCGCACAGAGUCAUCAUCGCCUCGCUUUUCCUCCCCUCCACCGCAGUCCUCGGCGACUCCACCCCCCCGUCCCCCGACGAGAUCGCUGUCGCCCCCGGCCCCCCCUCGUUUCUCCACCCAAACUCGACCCUUCGUCCGCCCAUCCUCCGCGCUGCAGGCCCGCUCAGGAGCAUUGUCGAGGAUCUCAGAGACAAGUCCCGUCAGAUCACCCCGGCUGCCACUCCCCAUGCAGAGCCCACAAACCCGUUCGCCUCCUUCCCCGGCCUCACCCUCCCCCAGAAUCCCAACAGCUCCUCCACCUCCCUCGUCGAUGCCCUGUCUGCAAAGGCGCCACAAGACAACGACCCCCAGACGAGCGGCGCCAUAAACGGCCUCGGAGGCCCCCAGAAGAGACACCAGACAACGCACCAAAACAGCACCGCAGGCCAGACAAGAGUCCAGCGCCGCAUGUCCAGGAGCACUGCCGCCCGAACUUCCAGCCGCUCCCUCUCCUCCACCAGACUCGACCCUGGCCUGCACGGCACCAAAUGGCACAUCGAGAGCAAUCCGCACUGCAACGGCGGCCUCAAGAACGCCGUCGACAGCGUCGGCUCCCGCCUCAGGCGCAAGCUCUGGGUCGGCACCCUCGGCGCCAACACAGACGGCUUCCGCGAGAGCCUCAAGCGCAACAUGGAGUGGCGCAUGCGCGACAACUACGACAGCCUCCCCGUCUGGAUCCCCGACGCAGAGUUUGCCAGCUGCUACGACGAGUUUUGCCACCAGGUCCUCUGGCCCUGUCUCCACUACGCCAUCCCCGACGCUCCAAAGACAAAGUCGUUCUACGAGUCCGCCUCCUUCAAACAGUACGUCGCCGUCAACCAGCGCUUUGCAGACGCCAUCGUCGCCGCCUACGCAGAGGGCGACAUCAUCUGGGUGAACGACUACCACCUCAUGCUGCUCCCCGCACUGCUCCGUGCCCGCCUCUCCACCGCGCCCAUCGGCUUCUUCAUGCACGUCGCCUUCCCGUCCUCAGAGAUCUUCCGCUGCCUCAGCAUGCGCGAGGACCUCCUGCGCGGCCUCCUCGGCGCCGACCUCAUCGGCUUCCAGACGGCCAACUUUGCCCGCCACUUCCGCCAGACGGUCAGCCGGAUCCUUGCAGUCGAGGCGCUCCCCAAGGGCGUGCAGUUGGAGGACCGCUUUGUCGACGUGAGCGUAUUCCCCAUGGGCAUCGAUGUCGGGAGCUUGACAGAGAAGAAGCGCGAUCCCCUCGUUGCAGACUGGGUGAGCUCGCUCAGGCAGCGGUAUGCGGGCAUGAAGAUCAUCGUCGGCCGCGACAAGCUCGAUGGGAUUCAGGGCGUGCGCCAGAAGAUCCAGGCAUUCGAGGCGUUCCUCGACAAGUACCCCGAAUACCAGGGAAAGGCUGUCCUGAUCCAGGUAGCGCUCCAGACAACAGAGGAGAACGAAAUCCAGGGCGGGGUCGCGGACGUCGUGUCCCACCUCAACUCGCGUUUCUCGACGCUGACAUACCAGCCUGUCGUGUUCUUGCACACGCAAGACCUGACGUUCAGCCAAUACCUCGCGCUACUGAUGGUCGCCGAUGCAUUCGUCGUGACGAGUCUGCGCGAGGGCAUGGCCCUGCGCACGCACGAGUUUGUCGAAUGCCAGGAGGAGCGCCAUCGGCCCCUGAUUCUGAGCGAAUUCACGGGCUCGUACAGCUACAGCGGUUUCCGGUCGUGCAUCCCGAUCAACCCCUGGGACAAGCGCAUGACGGCAGAUGCGAUGCACCAGGCUCUGACGAUGAGCGACGACGAGGCGCUCUCCCGCUGGGAGGAUCUCCACAGCCACGUCGUGACACAGAGCGCGCAGGCGUUCGUGACGUCGUUCCUCGUGCGCUGCCUGCGCGCGAGCAUCGAGCACAUGCACAUGCAGGGCGACGCAGCAGAGGUGGCGUCGCUCGACGUUGCGCGCGUACUGCCGCGGUACAGACACAGCGCGAAGCGGCUGCUGCUGAUCGAUUUCGAGGGCACGAUGUGGGUGCGCGACCUGCGCAAGCUCGGGAAGAGCGAGUUUGUACCGCCUGCGGAGGUGAUCGACGUGCUGAAUAGGCUCGCGGACGACGCGCGCAACGAGGUGUGGCUGCUGAGCGGGCUGCAGGUGGGCGGGAUGCUGGACCGCGUGGGCGAGGCCGCGCCAAAGGUCGGGAUUGUGUCGGAGAACGGGUGCUUCAUCCGCACGCGCCCCGGGCGCCACAGCGAGGCGGCGUGGGUGAGCAUGGUCGCGAACUUUAACCUCACCUGGAAGGCGGCGUGCCUGGAGAUACUCAACUACUUCACGGAGCGCACGCCGGGAUCGUUCGUCGAGGAGCGCGACGCGUCCAUCGUGUGGCGCUUCUGGACGGAUCCCGACGAGCCGUCGUCCGACCGCCAGUGGGCGCGGCGCCAGGCGGCGGAGGCGCAGAACCACAUCUUUGAUAGGUGA
Fibroporia radiculosa is the source of this 2472-nucleotide messenger RNA. RefSeq lists its product as uncharacterized. Gene Ontology annotation, molecular function: catalytic activity. The record is from RefSeq and is a predicted model, not a curated record. Gene Ontology annotation, biological process: trehalose biosynthetic process. The coding region runs from base 1 to 2472 and encodes 823 amino acids. The transcript has 12 exons. Lineage: Eukaryota; Fungi; Basidiomycota; Agaricomycetes; Polyporales; Fibroporiaceae. Gene Ontology annotation, cellular component: cytosol; alpha,alpha-trehalose-phosphate synthase complex (UDP-forming).